Ornithorhynchus anatinus (platypus) is the source of this 1588-nucleotide messenger RNA. RefSeq names its product notchless homolog 1 (gene NLE1). Gene Ontology annotation, molecular function: protein binding. Gene Ontology annotation, cellular component: nucleolus. The record is from RefSeq and is a predicted model, not a curated record. The transcript has 13 exons. Lineage: Eukaryota; Metazoa; Chordata; Mammalia; Monotremata; Ornithorhynchidae. Bases 22 to 1509 code for a protein of 495 amino acids. Gene Ontology annotation, biological process: ribosomal large subunit assembly; Notch signaling pathway.
CCGCCGGGAGGCCGGAAGCACAUGGCGGCAGCCGGAGGAGCGGAGCAGAGCGGGGCCGGACGGGCCGAGGAGAGGAUGUCCAGCGACAUGGAGCGGCUGCUGAUCCAGUUCAAGGAUGAGGCGGGCGAGGCCCUGGGCUCCCCCUUCGACGUGCCGCUGGACAUCACCCCACAACGCCUGCAGCUCGUCUGCGACGCGCUCCUGCCCCACCAGGAGGAGCCGCCGCCCCUGGCCUUCUACGUGGACGACGCGGAGAUCGUGGCCUCUCUGGGGCAGACGCUGGCGGCGCGGCCGGUGGAGACGGAGAAGGUCCUGGACGUGGUCUACCAGCCGCAGGCCGCCUUCCGCGUGCGGGCCGUCACGCGCUGCACCGGCUCGCUGCCGGGCCACGCCGAAGCCGUCAUCUCCCUGGCCUUCAGCCCCACCGGAAAGUACCUGGCCAGCGGCUCCGGGGACACCACCGUGCGCUUCUGGGACCUGAACACCGAGACGCCCCUCUACACGGCGCGGGGCCACAGGCACUGGGUCCUCAGCGUCGCCUGGUCCCCGGACGGGAAGAAGCUCGCCUCGGGGUGCAAGAACGGCCAGAUAUUCCUGUGGGACCCGAGCACGGGCAGGCAGCUGGGCCGAGCGCUGGCCGGACACAGCAAGUGGAUCACGAGCCUGUGCUGGGAGCCGCUGCACUCGAACCCCGAGGCCCGCUACCUGGCCAGCGCCUCCAAGGACGGCAGCGUCCGCCUGUGGGACUCGUCCGCCGGGCGCUGUCACCGCAUCCUGACGGGCCACACGCAGGCGGUCACCUGCCUCCGCUGGGGCGGCGACGGGCUGCUCUACUCGGGCUCCCAAGACCGCACCGUCAAAGUCUGGAGGGCGCACGACGGCGUCCUGUGCCGGACCCUGCAGGGCCACGCGCACUGGGUGAACACCCUGGCCCUCAGCACCGACUACGUCCUGCGCACGGCCGCCUUCGAGCCCGCCGACGCCUCCGUCCACCCCCGGGACCCGGGCGGCACCCUGCAGGAGUUGAAGCAGAAAGCCCUGGACCGCUACAACCUCGUGCGGGGCCAGGGUCCCGAGCGGCUGGUGUCCGGCUCGGACGACUUCACGCUGUACCUGUGGCUGCCGGGCGAGGACAAGAAGGCCCGGGCCCGGCUGACGGGUCACCAGGCGCUCGUCAACCAGGUGGUCUUCUCCCCCGACACCCGGCUGCUCGCCAGCGCGUCCUUCGACAAGUCCGUCAAGCUCUGGGACGGCCGCACGGGCCGGUACCUGACGUCCCUGCGGGGCCACGUGGCGGCCGUGUACCAGGUGGCCUGGUCGGCCGACAGCCGGCUGCUGGUCAGCGGCAGCGGCGACAGCACGCUCAAGGUCUGGGACGUGAAGGCCGGGAAGCUGAGCGCGGACCUCCCCGGACACGCCGACGAGGUGUUCGCCGUCGACUGGAGCCCCGACGGCCAGAGGGUGGCGAGCGGCGGGAAGGACAAGUGCCUGCGGAUAUGGAGGAGGUGACCCCCCCUUCCGGCGGCCUCCGCUCGCCCUCGCCCCCGGUAGAGACCGGGCGGGACGGACCCCGGCCGGGACCCCCCCC